Heterocephalus glaber (naked mole-rat) is the source of this 1161-nucleotide messenger RNA. It is a transcript of the gene Armc7, whose product is annotated as armadillo repeat containing 7. Lineage: Eukaryota; Metazoa; Chordata; Mammalia; Rodentia; Bathyergidae. The record is from RefSeq and is a predicted model, not a curated record. Gene Ontology annotation, molecular function: protein binding.
UUCUGCUCCUUGUGGGUGGGGUCAGCGCAGCUUCCGCUGGAGCCCGGAACCGAGGUCCGGAGGCGCUGGGUCACUGGCUGGAGGUGCUGGAGCCCCCGAAGCCCCAGGCAUCCCGCUCCAGCCCACGACCGCGUUGACGUCUCCUGUGCCUCUGUUGUGAUCCUCAAGCCCAACCCUUACAGAAUCCCGAAACCCGCCUUCCCUGUUUCCCACAGCCCAUUUCCAGCUGCGACUUUACAAAGUCUGAACCCUUUUACCGCCCCGUCCGGCCUUGCGGGGUCAGCUGGAGGGUGGGGUGAGGUUCUAGCCCUGCCGUCCAGCCUCCCCUUUCCGCUCUCCACUCCGACCAUGGCCCAGAAGCCGAAGGUGGACCCCCACGUCGGGCGGCUUGGGUACCUGCAGGCUCUGGUCACGGAAUUCCAGGAGACGGAGAGCCAAGACGCCAAGGAGCAAGUUCUCGCCAACCUUGCCAACUUCGCCUAUGACCCUAAUAACUACCAAUAUCUGAGGCAACUGCAAGUCCUGGAUUUAUUCCUCGAUUCGCUGUCGGAAGAGAAUGAGAGCCUGGUGGAAUUUGCUAUUGGGGGCCUCUGCAACCUGUGUGCAGACAGGGCCAACCAGGAGCACAUCCUGCAGGUGGGCGGCAUCCCGCUCAUCACCAGCUGCCUGUCCAGUCCCAACGAGGAGACCGUGCUGUCGGCCGUCACCACACUCAUGUUCCUGAGCUCGCCGGGCGCUGGCUCCCACCCUGAGCUCACCUCCUUGCCCGUGAUCCAGUGCAUGCUGCGCUUCUCUCUCUCGGCCAACGCGAGGCUCCGGAACCUGGCCCAGAUCUUCCUGGAGGACUUCUGCUCCCCGACCCAGGUGGCCGAAGCCCGCAGCUGGCAGGCCCACUCUGCCCUGGGUAUCCCCCUGCCGAGGACCGAGGCCCCCCAGCAGCCCUGAUCCAAGGGAGCCCAAACGCCUCAGCACCCUUACUCUGGAGACCAAGUCCUGGUAGAGGGGUUGGAGCAGGAAGCAGGGGGGUCAGGAAGCAGGGGAGCACAGUCCACCAAGGUGCUGCUCGCUCAGCCCCUGGAAGGUGAGGUUUUUCAGCACACCAGGUAUUUGCACUGGAAUGAGAAGGCAUUGGGAGUGGGGAGGCCAAAAUGGAGGUGCAAA